Molecule: messenger RNA, 1383 nt
Organism: Penicillium canariense
Lineage: Eukaryota; Fungi; Ascomycota; Eurotiomycetes; Eurotiales; Aspergillaceae
Product: amine oxidase, flavin-containing superfamily
Exons: 1
Coding region: 1-1383 (460 amino acids)
Molecular function (GO): oxidoreductase activity
Source: RefSeq, a predicted model, not a curated record
AUGUUUUCACAAUCACCCAACGCUCUCCUUGUCCUUGGGCUUCUCUCUCAUUCUCCAUUCGCCCAGUGCAAACAAAACACCAUCAUCCGCGAUGUCGCAAUUAUAGGCGGUGGUGCCUCGGGGACUUUCUCCGCAGUGAGACUUCUCGACCAAGGCAAAUCUGUCGUUCUUAUCGAGAAAGAAAGUAUCUUGGGCGGCCAUACCAAUACAUAUCUGGAUCCGCUCACCAAACAGACUGUGGACUACGGCGUUGAGGUCUUCCACAAUCAACAGGUGGUCAAGGACUUUUUCGCCCAUCUGAAUGUAUCCUGGAUAAUAACGAAGCCAAGCUUCGGUGCAUCUGCGCCGAAGUACUUGGAUGGAAACACUGCCGAGCAGGUCAACUAUACUAGUCCCGACCCGACUGCGGCGCUAAUCGAAUAUGCGACACAAUUGUCCAAAUACAGGCAACUCGAGCUCGGAUUCUUUCUGCCAGAUCCCAUUCCGGAUGACUUGUUGUUACCCUUUGGGGAGUUCCUUUCCAAGUAUCCCGACAUUGGCAAUGCGACCUUCACGAUAUUCAGAUUCGGGCAGGGCCUGGGCGAUUUUCUUGAACAGCCGACAUUAUACGUGUUCAAAAAUUUCGGUCUGGACGUUGUACAAGAUAUCGCCAGUGGCUUUUUGGUGACAACAAAUCAAAAUAACUACGAGAUAUACGACCAAGCCACGCGAAUACUCGGACCCGACGCCUUGUUGAGCAGCUGCGUGGUGUCCACGCACCACAGAGACAACAGUGGAGUCCAGCUGGAUGUCGAAACACCGACUGGUCGACGAAUAGUGAGAGCCAAAAAGCUAUUAGUUGCUAUUCCGCAGAAACUCGAAAAUAUGAGCCCUUUUGCUCUUGACGACCGCGAGUCCGGCCUCUUUGGCGAGUUCAUGAACACGGGAUACUACACGAGUUUGCUGAACAACACAGGGUUACCAGCAAACUUCAGUUCGUGGUCUGUGGGCGCUAAUACUUCAUACCACCUUCCCAAACUGCCCGGUGUAUACACGGUUACCUCAACGGCUAUCGAGGGCAUCUUCGAUUUCAAAUACGGCAGCCCGCAUGCUCUGCCGGACGACUACGUUCGCGGCGAGAUAGCUUCAUACGUCAAGAAAAUGCAGGCCAACGGGAUCGCGGAAAAGGUACCUGGAGAGCCAGAAUUCGUGCGGUUUAGCAGCCAUACUCCAUUCGAGUUGACGGUGUCCCAGGAGCAAAUCGCAAAUGGGUUUUAUGAAGAAUUAUAUGCUUUGCAGGGCUACCGCAACACGUGGUAUACAGGGGCCGCAUUUCAUACGCAGGAUUCAUCGAUGCUUUGGAACUUCACAGAUUCGACCGUACUACCUGCGUUGCUGAAGUGA